CUGCUACCGCCACGGCAGUUUUCUCUCAGCGGUUGAGCGAGAAACCACGCCAGCUGAGUUUGCUUCUCGAGCGUUCUGUGGCGGUUUUACUUUGCGUAGUGCUUAUUUCAUCCAAUAAAUUUCCUGGAGGAUUUCAUCUGAGUUCCACACUGGGUAUAUGAAUUAAUUUCUGAGAAACAGGAGUCAACCGCAAAAUCGAAAAAGAUGCCAAAUUAGCAUCGUGAAUAUAAAAUGGAGUUAUGGAUGGUGAGAAUCGUAUCAUAUUGAACGUUGGUGGUAUUCGUUAUGAGACCUACAAAGCAACAUUGAAGAAGAUACCUGCCACAAGGUUAUCCAGACUGACGGAGGCACUAGCUAACUACGAUCCCAUUCUCAAUGAAUACUUUUUUGAUAGACAUCCGGGAGUUUUUGCUCAAAUUCUGAACUAUUACAGAACCGGAAAAUUACAUUAUCCAACCAAUGUUUGUGGUCCUCUAUUCGAGGAGGAACUAGAAUUUUGGGGUUUAGAUUCGAAUCAGGUGGAACCUUGUUGUUGGAGUACUUACAGUGUUCAUAGGGAUACGCAGGCUACAUUAGCAAUCUUAGACAAACUUGAUAUAGAUGCAGCGAAACCUAGUGAUGAAGAGAUUGCCCGGAUGUUCGGCUAUGAAGAGGCCUACCACGCAGGCACCAUGUCCUAUUGGCAGCGACUCAAGCCAAAAAUCUGGGCUUUGUUCGACGAACCCUACUCCUCAAGUAGCGCGAAGGUACCACCGACCAACGUGCAUCAUAGAAAUAUAGUAGCAGGCGCUUCCGUAUUCUUCAUCUGCGUAUCAGUUCUAUCUUUCUGUGCCAAAACACAUGAUGGACUUAGAAUUGAGUGCCAAAGAAAGAGGAAGGCAGAAGGUGAGGUCCAUUGCACUGAACCGCAUCCAUUCUUCGAUGUGAUUGAGCACAUCUGCAAUGCUUGGUUCACAUUCGAACUGGCCAUUCGACUUAUCGUGGCACCAAAUUUAAUCGAAUUCAUAGAAUCUCCCGUCAAUUUAAUCGAUUUCGCAGCCACGUUGAUCUUCUACAUCGACAUGGCGUACAACUUCGAGACGAAAUCGGAACUGCUGGACUUUAUCAGUAUUAUAAGGAUCUUAAGACUGUUCAAGCUCACUAGACAUUCGCCUGGACUGAAGAUUUUGAUCCAUACAUUCAAGGCUUCAGCGAAGGAACUGGGGCUUCUGGUGUUCUUUUUGGUGCUCGGAAUUGUGGUCUUCGCCAGUCUGGUGUUUUACGCUGAAAAAUUGCAGCAUAAUCCAACCAACAAUUUCAAGAGUAUUCCAGAGGGUCUCUGGUGGGCCAUUGUAACAAUGACGACAGUGGGUUACGGAGAUAUGGCUCCAAAAACGUACGCAGGCAUGUUCGUUGGAGCUCUAUGUGCAUUAGCCGGAGUCCUGACCAUUGCCCUGCCAGUUCCAGUUAUAGUGUCGAAUUUUUCGAUGUUUUAUUCCCACACUCAGGCCCGAUCUAAACUCCCAAAGCAACGCAGACGAGUUUUGCCGGUAGAACAGCCGAGGAGAAAGAAAACUGAGAACAAUGUCAAUAGAAGGAUGAAUGCAAUAAAGCACCCUCCGCUGGCUUUUAAGGACAACUCACCGGCCAAUCGAAUCGGUAUUGGCUUUCAAGGUCCUUCAGUGCCGAGUAUAGCAGUCCUACACCACAAUGGACCAUAUAAUGGGCAUCAGAAUACGGACCAGCAGACUCUUGAAGCAGCUAACAACCCUCAAAUCCUUCCUAGACCAGCAGCGGCAGCUGAUACUGUCGAUUCCCUUCCCCUUCAACCCAAAUACCUCCCGUUGUACCAGCGGGAGUACCGCUCUGAGCCCAGAGAACUCACCCCCCUCUCCCAUUCCGCAGCGCCAAAUAACCAAAGAAAGAGUCUGGACAUCACCAAGUUCUCGGAGGAAGGUGGUUUGCUGUCUAGAAUGGUGCCAGAAUGUAGAAUCCCUUCGAUACCAGCCCUUGCUAUAAGCAGCUCCACAGAAGUCCUAGUCAGUAUCAUAGAGAACAGAAGCAGAAAAAACUCGUAUGUCUCCGUCAAUUCCAAGAGUAGCAAUGUGAUCAAGUCGCCGGAUUGUGAAUUCAAGUCGCCAAGCACGGAAUUCACUAACUCGUCCAUAAGAUCCACCCCAGAGGAGAGCGAUAUCGGUGUUAACUGUAUUUUCACCAGAAGAGACGAGUCAAACAAUUGUGAUACCACUGUAGAUUGCGUAGUCCGAGAUCUUGAUAAUUCAGAAGUUUAACUUCACCCUCUUCCAUGUUAUUUGUCCUACCUUUUUCUGUAUUAAAAAAUAUAUGUUUGA
Molecule: messenger RNA, 2330 nt
Organism: Coccinella septempunctata (seven-spotted ladybird)
Lineage: Eukaryota; Metazoa; Arthropoda; Insecta; Coleoptera; Coccinellidae
Product: potassium voltage-gated channel protein Shaw-like
Exons: 11
Coding region: 240-2270 (676 amino acids)
Biological process (GO): potassium ion transmembrane transport; protein homooligomerization
Cellular component (GO): axon; voltage-gated potassium channel complex; neuronal cell body membrane
Molecular function (GO): delayed rectifier potassium channel activity; protein binding
Source: RefSeq, a predicted model, not a curated record